Drosophila grimshawi is the source of this 3546-nucleotide messenger RNA. It is a transcript of the gene pad, whose product is annotated as alpha-protein kinase 1. Gene Ontology annotation, molecular function: RNA polymerase II cis-regulatory region sequence-specific DNA binding; zinc ion binding; DNA-binding transcription factor activity, RNA polymerase II-specific. The coding region runs from base 279 to 3353 and encodes 1024 amino acids. NCBI's taxonomy places the organism in Eukaryota, Metazoa, Arthropoda, Insecta, Diptera, Drosophilidae. Gene Ontology annotation, biological process: regulation of transcription by RNA polymerase II. The transcript has 6 exons. The record is from RefSeq and is a predicted model, not a curated record. Gene Ontology annotation, cellular component: PcG protein complex; nucleus; transcription regulator complex.
AAAAAUGAAAAACAGCAUAAUUAUAGCUGGAGCAAAACGAAAAACUUAAGGCAAAAUACUUGACGCGAGCGACGUUAUUAGAAAAUGUGCAAUAGUUGUUGAGGCGGCCGCUUGUGAAGCUGUUUUUGCUCUGCAAUUUGCAGACAACAACCUUGAAUACAUAUGUGUGUGUGUGUGAGCGAGUGUGUGUGUGUGCGUGUGUAUUUUGUGUAUAUAAACAAAGUGCGAACGCGGGAAUCGCCACGGUUAAAAAUUGUGCAGGCUGCCAAAUAGAAAAAAUGUCCACAGUGCGCUGCAUCAAUUUCUGGGAUCUGUGCCGCAUCUGCACGGCGAGCAGCGAGCACAAAAUCAACAUUUACUCAGCUGACGGACGCGCCAAAAAUCUCUGUCAAAAAAUCACAGAAUGUCUGCCAGUUCAAAUCGAUGAGAAGGAUCGUCUGCCCAAGGUGGUCUGUGCCCAGUGCGCCCAGCAAUUGGAUCAGGUCUACGAGAUGCGGAACAUAUCGCUAAACUCGCAGACGAUACUCAACAAUUGGCUCAAUCAUCGCACGCUGCAGUCCGAUGAUAAGGUCUUCAUAAAGGAUGCCAUCAAUAACACCGGCAAGAGUCUCAGCGUGCUGGGCACUGCAUCCAAUAACAACAACAACAACAACAGCAGCAGCAAUAGUCAACCAAAUGAUCUGCUUAGCAGCAUUAUGCAGGCUGUGGGCAUGCAGGUGCAACAACAACAACAACAACAGCCCCAACAUCAGCAUCAGCAACAACCACAGCAAUACACAAUCACUGUGGAUAGCCACGUGCAGACGCAUUCACUUCCUGCCCAGCCUGACAUCAAGUCAGAUAAGCAAAACACUCUGGAAGAAUUUAUACGCCUAAAGCCGGACAUAAAAAUCACGCCAUUGGGCAAGAAGGACAAUGUACACAGUUCAACCAGCAGCAGCAGCAUGUCCAAUCUUAAGCAACAGCAACAGCAGCAGCAACAUCAGUCGACGCAAGUGUCGCAUUUGCAGACGCAGACGCAGCAAACGUUGACAGCGCUGCCGGCACCUGCAGCACAGCUGCAGCUGCAGCCGCAACAGAUAAACGAGCUCAAUGCGCUGCUGCAGCAACAGGCGCUGUGGCAGCAACUGCAACAGCUGCAGCAGUCACAGACGCAGACCCAGUUUACGAGCUGCGGCGAUGAUGGACUCAACUCGACGGACAGCAAGAAACCCAAAUUGAAUUUCGUGAUCUCGUCACCGGCUGCAGCAGCUCCGCAAUUUACUAGCAGUCUGACACCGUUUGGCAGUGUCUCUGGUGGCCAGCCCCAAAUACAGCUGCAACUUAUGCCUGGUGGCGGUGGUUCGGGUUCAGCUGGCACAACUGGCAGCUUGUCUGCCACGCAUCCGACGCAGCAAUUAAAUGCCGCUGCGCUGCUUUCGCUGGCCGGCACUCAGCUGGUGGGCAGCAAUGGUGCCGCCAAUAUGCUCUCGCCCAACAAAUGCUUCUUGCCGAUCACCAUACGGGAUGAGAACUCCGAUCAGCAGAUUGUCGCACACAUUGACACCAAGAAUCUGGUGCUGCCCACCACAUAUCAAGUGCAAAUGAAGCUGCAGCCACAAUUGGCCACUGCUGAUGGUCAGCCAAUAAUGCAGUUGACGCCGACUUCCAUUCCAGCCACAUUGCAGUUGACGCCGCAAACUUUGAGCAAUGCAACAGCGUUCACAACAGCGACGACAUCCCAUCAAAAUCAGUUCCUUGUGCCGCAACAGCCACAACAGCAGCAGCAGCAGCAGCAACAACAACAACAACAACAACAAAAUCUGCAACAACAACAACAUCUGCAACAACAACAACAUUUACCGCCUGCCACAGCGCAAGUGACAUCCCAGCAAAUAAUUCGAUCUCCGCAUGGAAGCGCAAUUAACCCACAAGUGGUUAUACGCAACAUCAGCUCCGAGCCUGGCACACCGAUAAGCAUUGGCAAUGCCGAGGGUUCGAUUACCUUCAAGAUGCCCUCGCCACGAGAGCAGCAGCGCCAGCAGCAGCAGCAGCAGACGAAACUUAAAACGUCAACUGCCAAUUCAACAUUUGGGACAGCUGUUUCGGCUGCAGCUGCUGCUGUUGCUGCACCCAGUGCAGAUUUAAGCAAGCGUGUGGCACAGGUCAAACAGCCAUCAAAUGUGCCGCCCAGCAAUGUUGCUGCCCUGCAGCGACUCUCUUCCAACACAACCAUCACCAAGCUGCCCAAGCAGCAGCCGCCGUCUGUGGCAGGCAAUAAAAUGCCGCUGCUGAAUAAACAGAAUAUAACCAUCAGUCGCAUCUCAAAUCAAGCGCCGACCAAGCCGGAGCUCAAAGCGACAGCCACAUCACAGAUGCAAUCACAAUCGCAACCACAACCACAACAGCAACCACCCAAACCACAGGCGCAGCCUCAGCCGCAACCGGCAGCAACUCCAGCGGCGCCAGAACCAGCAUUCCCAAAUAUUCUCAACCAGCGGAAAGUCAUACGCAAGCCGCCCGAGGUGCAUCCAAAGGCAAAGAUUGCACGUCCACCGCAACAGAUUCUGCCCGUGCCUGCCCAGCAGCAGUCGUCACCACUGACCCAGCAGCAGCAGCAGCACCAGCAGCAGCAGGUCAGCAACACUGCUGUCGCUGUGCUGCCAAUUACGCCGACGGCGACGCCAACGGUGACCCUCACCUGUCCCACCUGCAGUCGCGAGUUCAAGAAGAAGGAGCAUCUGACACAGCACAUCAAGCUGCACGCCGGCCUGCGUCCCUUCAAGUGCACCGAGGAAGGCUGCGACAAGGCGUUCAGUCGCAAGGAGCACUUGUCGCGCCAUCUGGUCUCCCACUCGGGCCACAAGAUGUUCACCUGCGACGAAUGCAAGAAGCCCUUCUCGCGCAAGGACAAUCUCAACAAGCACAAGCGCACUCACAAUGCACCGCCUGGCGAGACGCGGCUGCACAGCUGUGAUAUAUGCAACAAAAACUUUUCAUCCAAGCAGCAGUAUGAAAAGCACCGGGAAAUGCAUAAGAAAACGCCCGUCGGUAAUGCAGCGUCAUCCACGCAACCCGCUGGCGCCACCCGUCAGCCUGCCAAGGAUAUCUUUGAGGUCAAACGGGCAGCGCCCACAGCACAGCAAACGCAGACGACGCAGCAAUCGCAAAUGCAGGUGCAACAACAGACGCAACCGGCGCCACAGCAGCCACAGAUCAUGCAUGUGGAUCUGGAUGGAAGUACCAUUACCAUCACGCAGGCGUCCGAUGCCAGCAUGCCAACAUCUCUGGCCAACUUUGUGCAGCUGGGCUAUUCUCAAUUCCAGAACUCCAGUGGGCCCACAAGCCAAAUAGUUUGUAAACUUGAGAAGUAAACACCCAAACUAUUUUGGCUGAAGUUCAUUUUCUAGUCCUUGCCUGGGUUUCAUCAUGAUUCUCCUUGUCGCUCUUCGAUAGCCAGUUUCGGAUAUAAGUCCCAUAUUAAUUUUAUCGUUUUAUUUAUUUAUAUAAUCCCAUGUUCGUUUUCUCAAUUUGUGCAAUAACUGAUAGUUUUUUCUUAUUUAUAAU